GGGGUCUUCAAAAUGUCUGCUCUAAAAAAUCUCAACUGCAAAAAUUUGAUUUAUAAAACUUACAAUUAUGUAGAUUCUGUUUUAUUCAAAGAUAAGAUAAUAAGUUCAAGAAUAUGCACUAACCUUGAGAUAACCAGGGGUAGAAGAAGAACUAGUAAACCUGCACCAUUUUGGGCCAGAAAAAAGACUAAAUUAUUGGACUUUGACUUAACCAAAGAAAACAGGAAUUUUGUACAGGAAGUAGCCGAGGAAAAAUAUGUUAAGCAAAUGGCAUCCCCCUUGAGGGAACCCCCUUGGGAAAGACAUCCAUGGACUCUCAGACCAACCACGCUUAGAGCAGGUGUUUUAGGAAUAAAGCUUGGUGUGCUGCCUCAGUGGACAGUAGAGGGAAAGAAAAUAUAUGUUACACUUUAUCAGGUGCUGGACAACCAUGUUAUUCGCUACACUCCUCCUGAGGAAUACAUACAUACUAAAGGCUGGAAACCUAAAUGGAAGAGACCCUAUGGCUCGUUAGUUGUUGGCGCACUCAGUGUUAACCCUACCAUGUACUCAAAGCCAUACAACAAUCUUUUCCUAGAAUCUGGGGUCCCUCCUAAGAGGAAGAUGACCAGAUUCCUUGUUACACCUAAUGCUGCUAUACAGCCAGGGACUCCUCUCGACGUGCGACACUUUAGACUUGGCCAAUAUGUUGAUGUUCAGGCAAAGACUAUUGGACAUGGCUUUCAAGGUGUUAUGAAACGAUGGGGAAUGAAAGGUGGUCCAGCAUCCCAUGGUUCCACAAAGUUUCACAGGAAAAUGGGUGCCACUGGAGGAGGUGGGGAUAAAGCCGCUAUAUGGAAAGGAAAGAAAAUGCCAGGACAUAUGGGGAUGGACUGGAAUACAAACAAAGGCAACAUGAUAGUGAGAAUCAACUACAAGUAUAACAUACUAUAUGUGACUGGCUCAGGGAUGCCUGGACCCAAUCUAUGUUAUUCAAGAAUCUAUGACUCCCAGCUACCAACUCGUAAAGGAGAACUAGAAAACAGUGAUUCGAAACCAUUGAUGCCAACCUACUACCCAGAGGAUGGGGAUGAAUUCCCAGAGGAAGUUUUCCAUCCCAGCUUACAUCAGUUCACGGAACCUUCUGUCAUCUUUGAUAGCAUAAAGUCCUGAUUGACAUUAUGAAAUUAUACAUUAUUAUGAAUGAUGAAUGGAUUUGCUAUGGAGAAUGGUACAUUCUCGUCUAACAAAUAAAAAAAAUAAAAGCCAA
Molecule: messenger RNA, 1249 nt
Organism: Owenia fusiformis
Lineage: Eukaryota; Metazoa; Annelida; Polychaeta; Sabellida; Oweniidae
Source: the annotation of a GenBank genome assembly